Messenger RNA from Pediculus humanus corporis (human body louse), 1239 nucleotides. RefSeq names its product Prostaglandin E synthase 2, putative. Lineage: Eukaryota; Metazoa; Arthropoda; Insecta; Psocodea; Pediculidae. The record is from RefSeq and is a predicted model, not a curated record. Gene Ontology annotation, cellular component: mitochondrion. The coding region runs from base 1 to 1239 and encodes 412 amino acids. The transcript has 5 exons. Gene Ontology annotation, molecular function: prostaglandin-E synthase activity.
AUGACCAUGUUUAAUUUAAGAGUAUUAUCCAAGAAUUUUAGCAAGAUAACCGUUAAUAAAAACAUUAGAUUAUAUUCUGCAUAUGAAAAAUUUAAUGCGUAUUUCGGUCAUAAAUCGUUUCAAAAGAAUCCGGUUAAGUUAUUAGUUGCGGCCGUACCUGUAACUGCAUUAGGUGCAGGCUAUUAUUUUUACGGUACUAAAAAAGAAAACGAUGAGUUAUUAAACGAGUACGAUAUAAGAAAUGUAGAAUAUCAAUUAUUGGAAUCUAAACCCAAUGUACCCAUUGCCAGAACCGUGAACAAAUCGAAAGAUGAUUUAAAUUUAAAUUUAACCCUUUUUCAAUAUCCUACAUGUCCAUUUUGUUGUAAAGUGAGAGCAUUUUUGGACUAUUACGGUAUACCCUAUGAAGUCGUAGAAGUUAAUCCGGUAUUCAGACAGCAAACAUCGUGGACGACGUAUAAAAAAGUACCCAUUUUACUAGCCAAAGUCAAAGAUGGUUAUCAACAACUCAACGAUUCAUCAAUGAUCGUAUCUGCUUUAAAAACAUAUUUAUUUAAUCAAAAUAUUAGUCUAGAAGAAAUUGUUAAUUAUUAUCCUAUGAUCGAAUUCAAAGAGAAAGAGGGAAAAGUCAAAUCGGACGUUUUAAACAAAUAUUUCCUAAUGUUUCAAGAUAAUGUGCCCAAAGACAAAACAACAGAAGUUGUCAAAGAAGAAAAAAAAUGGAGAGAAUGGGCAGAUAACGAACUUGUACACACAUUAUCACCGAACGUUUACAGGACCACAGAAGAAGCUUUGCAAGCAUUCAAAUGGUUUUCGGAGGUUGGAGAAUGGGAUAAACUUUUUUCAGCCUGGGAAAGAUUUGUUAUAGUUUAUGUCGGGGCUUUCGCCAUGUGGUUGAUAAGUAAAAAUUUAAAAAAACGUCAUAAUUUAAAAGAUGACGUAAGAGAAUCUCUCUACGAUUCGUGUAAAAAAUGGAUGAAAAUUCUUUCGAUGAAAAACACUCAAUUUCUAGGGGGAUCAACUCCCAAUUUGGGAGAUUUAGCAGUAUAUGGAGUAUUAUCGAGUAUAGAAGGUUGCAUAGCAUUUAACGAUUUGAUUAACAAUACAAAUAUUGGUAAAUGGUAUUACCCUGUUAAAGAAGCAGUAAAUAAUCACAAAGACGUAAACAAAACAAAACAAACGUUUAGUCGCAGCAAUUUUUGCUACGGGCAAGAUUUCAAAAAAAAAACCAUAGCAUAA